Artibeus jamaicensis (Jamaican fruit-eating bat) is the source of this 1828-nucleotide messenger RNA. RefSeq names its product ISY1 splicing factor homolog (gene ISY1). NCBI's taxonomy places the organism in Eukaryota, Metazoa, Chordata, Mammalia, Chiroptera, Phyllostomidae. Gene Ontology annotation, biological process: mRNA 3'-splice site recognition; generation of catalytic spliceosome for second transesterification step. The record is from RefSeq and is a predicted model, not a curated record. Gene Ontology annotation, cellular component: post-mRNA release spliceosomal complex; catalytic step 2 spliceosome; Prp19 complex. The coding region runs from base 282 to 1187 and encodes 301 amino acids. The transcript is spliced from 12 exons.
CCCAUUCUUCCUUCGUACGCGUGGGUGCAACGUUCGACCUGCAGGGAAAGCGGCUAAGGGAGCGACCCUAGAUUUCCUCCCCCUUCUCCAGCCAAUUCUCAGCUUCACUUCCGGUCUCUUUAUUUCUUGUUCUUCCUGCCCCCGCCCUCCAACCUUUUUUCCUCUUCCGGUUGAAAAAGUAGGUGGUGCAGUUAGAAUCUUCAGUUCCGGUCCAGGUUGGCCUCUCCUGAGGCCAGAAAGUGCUCUGGCCGUGAUCCGAGGUUGGUGCCUUCACUUGCACAAUGGCCCGAAAUGCAGAAAAGGCCAUGACGGCCUUAGCAAGAUUUCGCCAAGCUCAACUGGAGGAGGGAAAAGUGAAGGAACGAAGACCCUUCCUUGCUUCGGAAUGUACUGAGUUGCCCAAAGCUGAGAAAUGGAGAAGACAGAUCAUUGGAGAAAUCUCUAAAAAAGUGGCUCAGAUUCAGAAUGGUAUCUUUCAUUUGUUCUUUAAUUUUUCGACCAAGCUCAAUCAGUUCUCUGGCUUAGGUGAAUUCCGAAUUCGAGACCUGAAUGAUGAAAUUAACAAAUUGCUAAGAGAGAAAGGACACUGGGAGGUCCGGAUAAAGGAGCUGGGCGGUCCUGAUUAUGUAAAAGUUGGCCCUAAAAUGCUGGAUCAUGAAGGAAAAGAAGUCCCAGGAAAUCGGGGUUACAAAUACUUUGGAGCAGCAAAAGAUUUGCCUGGUGUUAGAGAGUUAUUUGAAAAAGAACCUCUUCCUCCUCCAAGAAAAACACGUGCUGAGCUCAUGAAGGCAAUAGAUUUUGAAUACUACGGUUACCUUGAUGAAGAUGAUGGUGUUAUUGUGCCUUUGGAACAGGAAUAUGAAAAGAAACUCAGAGCCAAAUUGGUGGAAAAGUGGAAAGUAGAGAGAGAGGCUCGGCUAGCAAGAGGAGAAAAGGAAGAGGAGGAAGAAGAGGAGGAAGAGAUUAACAUCUAUGCUGUUACCGAGGAGGAGUCUGAUGAAGAAGGCAGCCAGGAGCAUGGAGGGGAAGACGGGCAGCAGAAGUUCAUCGCUCAUGUCCCUGUGCCAUCACAACAAGAGAUCGAGGAGGCACUUGUGCAGAGGAAGAAGAUGGAACUCCUUCAUAAGUAUGCAAGUGAGACUCUGCAGGCCCAGAGUGAAGAGGCCAAAAGACUCAUGGGAUAUUAGGGCUGAGGAAGGGCUCUCUUUGGGGUCUGGAAAUCUGUUGGGAGUUCUUCAGCUCCACUGGAACUUGCAUUAACCCACUGGCUCUGCUGUCCUUGGACUGCAGACUGGUAGGCUAGUGCUGUGAGGCUUCCUGCUCUUUCUUACUGUUCAUUUUUCUCUUACCUUUUGUUACCUCAUCUGCUGAUCUCAGAUAAGGGAGUCUGCCCCAUCCUUCCCUAGCAGGUUUUCUACAUGCUAGCAGUUCAGUGGUCAUCUGUGUACAAAUAUUUUGAUAUUGUAUGAACCCACUUAUUUUUCUCUUGAGUGUGUAAAACAUGCUGCUAACUGGCUGCCUGUGUUUUAUUUAGCUUUCUACUAUCAUUUGGUGGGGAGGGUGAUCAAUUACUACCAUUAAAAAAUACAGUUUUUCUAAAAAGACAUUAUUUGUAACUCCUCUUGAAAAAUGAAAUGUGUCAGUCCUGAACUCACAUCCCAUAUGUCAAUAGCCAGCCAGAGCUGUAUGUUUUGAGCCUGGCACAGUUCUCUGUGGCCUGCUCAGCCUGUGUGAUUCCCUCCUGUCCAGAUGGCAGGAAAUUGAGUUUACUUUUGUUUUAUGACUGGUUUUGUAGAGAGCUAUUUUUAUUAAAGCUUUUUAUAUGAGA